Melanaphis sacchari is the source of this 2848-nucleotide messenger RNA. RefSeq lists its product as uncharacterized. The transcript has 7 exons. Lineage: Eukaryota; Metazoa; Arthropoda; Insecta; Hemiptera; Aphididae. Bases 457 to 2136 code for a protein of 559 amino acids. The record is from RefSeq and is a predicted model, not a curated record.
UCUCGCGCUCACGGGGUACACAAUCCAGCCGCCACACUCACGCGUCUUCUAACGACGAAGCGAAGCGCCAGAACGACGUCAAGUGCCAGAACGACGUGUGCAAUCGCCUAUCCCGCACGGACAGCGACACAUUAACCACUACAAUAAAACAUUCGUGUUUGUGUUUUUUUUCCGUAUUUUUCCGUACCGAUUCUAUCGCGUCUUCGUUAACCGGUGCGCGCUGAGCCACCCCGAACCCAGAGCUCACUCUAUCUCUUUCGAGACUUCGCCGCACGAUUUUUUUGCAAACAAUAAAUUCUGCGGUCUUCCGGCGCACAAUUCUCUGCAAAUUUUUUUUAUACUGUUUCACCCGCACACACGCUGCUGGGGAGUAGAAGAUUUUAGUGAAAUUUCGAUUAUAUUUUUUAUUGUCCGGCGACAUAAGUCAUAACCGCCACCGUCGUAUAUAACACGUCGAUGACGAUCUUUAUGCCAACCACAAUGAUGAUGCUGACACCACGGUUACUAGUUGCCAUGGCUGUGCUGUGGGUGGUUACUGUCACGGUGCAGUCCCGGCCCACCGUCGAUUCCGGGGAACCGGAACUAGAAGAGUCCGCGGAACCUCCACCCGAUCCCACGGUCUUGAUGGUGCCUGUACGUGUACUCACCGAUCCGGAUUCGUCGUUUGGCAAAAUUUUGCGCAAUCAACUGCGUACCAUGUCCGAUCACGAUCUGUCCGUCCUGGAGUCGAGUCUACAAACCGGAACCAAAACCGAUCGCUCCGAAGACGACGACGUGAUGAUGGGGGAUAUGCCGUCGGCAGACGAUCCGCAGGACUCGUCGUCACCAGCUACCUCGCUUGGACUAGCCACAGUGACGCCGGACGAUUACACCGACGAGAUGUUGCGCAGAGAAAGCCCCGAGUCUACAGAUCCCGAGGUCAGUGACAAAAAUCUCAGAAUUCAAACCAUUCACAAUCAGAUGAUAAACUUUAUGGGAAGGAACAUCCCCCAAAUACUUUCACCGAGUCCAAUGAUGAAGCCGGGUCCGAUACCUAUUCAACAAAGAGAUGCCAUAAGAAUAUUUUACGACAACUUAAAUAAUUUUCCAACUUAUCCUUCUGAUGCGUUUACUGAAAAAACUCAAAGCUUUUAUCCUACUUGUGACUUGCCAAGACACACAAACGAAGAAGUCUGGAAUACAAAGGAAUCAAUGAAUUUAAUGUUUAAUAUUAGUUUACCCAAGUCGUCUAAGGGUAUCUCAAUAAACGUAAAUAUGGCUAGACUCAGGCUCUAUAAACAAUUCGUAUCUUGUUAUUCACAAUCGAGUAAUGAGACCGAUGAUUCUCAAGCAUGUCCGUCGACAUUUUAUGUAGAAACUAUGAAACAACCCAACACUAAUUUAUCUACAGCUGGUGUAGUACCGUUAAUAAUGGACGAGAGACAAAUUCGUGUAUCAAUUUAUGCAUACACCAGAUCACUUAAGAGAAAAAGAGUAAAGAGAAAGUUAUUGGAUAGUCGUAUGGUCCCAUACUAUAGUGAAAAAUGGACAGAAUGGAACAUUCGUAAUGCAGUAAAAGCUUGGCACAAGAACCCAGUUCGUAAUUACGGAAUCAAUGUUGAAGUUGAAGAUGAAGAUGGCAAUUUAUUGCCAGUCAGCAAAUUUUUUAGACCCAUGAAUUGCUCGGGAGAUGCGCAAAUGAUGACCCCGAAGCCAGUGCCUGGGUUCAUAAUGGAGGCAGUGCACAAUGGUUACGGCAACCCGACUAUCACAGCCAACAAUACUAACGCAAACACGGUCGACGCAUUCGCGCUCAGCUUCAAUAUGCACCGGUAUCCAAUAAUGGACAUUACCACGGUAGAAGUGCCGGAAUCAGAAGUGAACAACGCAAUGCUUUACCAGUACGCAAAGAACACGUUCGAACAAGUGGGUGGUAGUGACACAGUUUCGGCGCCUUACUUACCGGCGGGGCAAGGAGACCAGGGUAACCAGCACCGGAUCCGGCACGGUAGUCGGCAACACCAAAACAACGGCACCAUACCCGGAAGUCUGUCCAGGGACGGCCACGAGCUACGCGACCAGAUCAUUGUGCAAGGCGUAAUCCAGCGGAAUGUGCAGCACAAACCACAGACCACCGAAAUUCCGGACUUUGGAUAGUUAUGGCAGAGUUAGACGACCAAAAAUCAUAAUAUGUUAUACGUGUGCACAGUGUGUUUUUAAAACAUCUAUUUUAGACUCACCGGUGCAAAUAAGAUGAUAGUUGGCUUGGGUAAAUUUUAUACACUUCUCCAAACAAACAAUAUUUUAAAAGUAAUCUUAAUCCGCUUCCCACCCUGAUAUUACAGCAAUAUGCGUUAAUUUAAUUUUGUAUCUUAUUAGGUGUAUUUAUUUUAUUUUAAUACUAUAUUUGUUUAAAAAUAAAUUUAUAAAGCUUAAAUAUUACUCAUAUAGUCGGAUAACAUAUUACCGGUUCACAAUUUAAAAAAAUAAAUACUCUGUAUCCAUGUAUAACAUAAUAUAAUAUAAACACAGUAACAUAAUACGAUACGACACUAAAUAAAAUGCCAUUUCUUUGCGUGCAAAAAUCAUUCGUUAAUGUAAUAAAACUCGAUUAAGCCGCUGAAAGAUGAAUAAAUUAUAGGUUUAAAUAACACAAGCCGUGUCCGUUCCGACUUAGGUCCGUACAAAACAAACACACAUACGCACAUUUUUUUUUUUAAAUGACAAAAAACUUAAAAUCCUAAUUCCCAGUUUUAUAUAUUAUAUUGUUGAGGUGGAGGGACAUAAUAUUAUAUAUUAAUGUAUGUACAUACGUGUACGUAUAGUGUAUCGAUUAAAAAUAGAUGUAGUAUAACUUUAAUUUAUUAUU